Amphimedon queenslandica is the source of this 1815-nucleotide messenger RNA. RefSeq names its product solute carrier family 15 member 4-like. Gene Ontology annotation, cellular component: membrane. Gene Ontology annotation, molecular function: transmembrane transporter activity. The record is from RefSeq and is a predicted model, not a curated record. The transcript has a single exon. Bases 1 to 1815 code for a protein of 604 amino acids. NCBI's taxonomy places the organism in Eukaryota, Metazoa, Porifera, Demospongiae, Haplosclerida, Niphatidae. Gene Ontology annotation, biological process: transmembrane transport.
AUGGCUGCCAGGUUUGAAACAACUUCUCUUCUUGCUCCAUCAGCAACAGCUCAAAAUAACUCCCCAAUCCAGAACUCUACUAUACUAGUCCAUUCAGUGGCCCUCUCCAGACCAGAUGAUGCCAGUAACACAACUUGCUGUGGUCACAACUAUCGCAUUCAGUGCAUAAGAUCCAAAGGAGCUAUGGCUGUACUUUUAUGGGGCCUGCUUCUCCAUAUGGCAAUACCAUUUGACACUUCUGUUCAUCUCCUAAGACUCUCAUUAAAUUCACAAAAUUCAUCAGCAGUACAGGCAUGGCUGCCUGGUGAAGCCCUGUACAGGAUGCUCUUCAUUCUCUAUCCCUUUAUGGGAUGGUUGGCUGAUGCUAAAAUUGGUCGCUACAAGGCCAUAGUGGGUAGCAUAGUAAGUAUAUUCAUUGCUUCAGUGUUGAUGAUCGUCGGCUAUCUCAUUCACAUUUUUGCUGGCGAUUCCCACGCCUUCGUCAGGGCCAUAGUGACAAUCCUCCUUGGUGUUGGUGUCUUAUUCAAUGUUGGUGGCUUCGCAAGUUUCGAUGCUAAUGUCAUCCCGUUUUUAACGGACCAGGUACUAGGUGCUUCGGGAGAGUCACUGAGCGCACUCGUACACUGGUACUUCUGGGUUAGUGCUUUGGCUGAAAUCGUGAAUAUUAGUUUGCACAGUAUCUCAAUUGACAAUCAACAUGUUACACUUGGUACACUAGUGGUCCAUUGCAUCUGUACAUCAAUUGUCCUCAUAGCUUGUAUUGGAUUGAGAAAAUGGCUUGAUACCACACCACUGAUAACUAACCCAAUCAAACUGAUUAUCAAAGUCCUUCGUUAUGCAUGCAAAAACAAAUACGCUCGAAAUCGGAGUGCCCUGACUUACUGGGAGGAAGUUACCCCGUCUCGUAUUGAUCUGGGAAAAGAGAAAUAUGGUGGGCCAUUUUCAGAGGAAGAAGUAGAAGAUGUGAAAACUAGUCUUCGGUUACUGCCUCUCGUAUUUCUGUCUGGUACCUAUGGGUUGAUGCUUGCUCCUAUAACUUUCAUAAAGGAGCUUCAACAACCAAACAUUGAUAACAAAGUAGGAAGCAUAGCAUUUGACCUGGUUGAAAACAAUGGCAUUCAAAAUGCAUUCUUUUUAUUAAUUUUCAUUGCAGUCUUCCACUUUCUCGUCUAUCCUAUUUUAUAUAAUUAUAUACCCAGCGUAUUGAAAUGGAUUGGACUUGGCCUGUUCCUCUCAACCCUUUACUUGCUCUACACCACAAUACUAGACCCAAUAGCUACUGCUAAGACCAAUAACACUGAGCUGUGCUUGCUACAAAACAUUACAUCAGAGGGGAGCCGCCUACAAUUGGAGUACUACUGGGCACUACCUGCUGUUACAAUAAAUGGUCUUGCCCAGACAUUUAUUGUUCCUUUCGCUUUUGAAUUUAUAAUAGCUCAAACCCCUGGUCCAAUGAAAGGUCUAAUGGUGGGACUUUGGUUUGCGUCCUACGGUAUUAUACAAACCAUAAGCCUUUACAUAUACAUACCAUUUAAAUACAUUCCAUUGAUUUCAGUCUUUUCCUGUACCUUCUAUUACUAUGCGACUAAAACUCUCAUUAGUUUUCUAACAUUUGCUCUGUUCUUGGGGCUGGCUUACAAGUACAAGCUUCGUACCCGUAACGUUCCGAUCAACUUUAACAUUUUAGCCGAGAAUCACUACAACAAGUACUUGAGUAUCAAUUCUGUGUCGGGUGAUGGGGUCUCAUAUGACUCCUCCAUGAUUCGUGAUGCCGACCGCAGUGACACUAGUUCGUCAUGCUCUAGUUGUGAUUAA